Artibeus jamaicensis (Jamaican fruit-eating bat) is the source of this 1894-nucleotide messenger RNA. RefSeq names its product 5'-aminolevulinate synthase 2 (gene ALAS2). Gene Ontology annotation, biological process: heme biosynthetic process; erythrocyte development; hemoglobin biosynthetic process. Gene Ontology annotation, molecular function: 5-aminolevulinate synthase activity; pyridoxal phosphate binding. The transcript is spliced from 10 exons. The coding region runs from base 116 to 1768 and encodes 550 amino acids. NCBI's taxonomy places the organism in Eukaryota, Metazoa, Chordata, Mammalia, Chiroptera, Phyllostomidae. Gene Ontology annotation, cellular component: mitochondrial matrix; mitochondrion. The record is from RefSeq and is a predicted model, not a curated record.
UGGGUGGAGCCAAGCCAAGGAGGAAGGGAUAAAUACCAGGUCCUGACCCAUAGCACCCUCCCCGUUGUGUCGUUCGUUCGUCCUCAGUGCAGGGCAACAGGACUUCGGGAUCAAGAUGGUGGCAGCAGCCAUAUUGCUACAGCGCUGCCCAGUACUUGCCCGUGGCCCCUCAGGCCUCCUGAGCAAAGUGAUUAAGACUCACCAGUUCCUUUUUGGUAUUGGAUGCUGCCCCAUCCUGGCCACCCAAGGACCUACCUGUUCUCAAAUCCACCUUAAGGCAACCAAGGCUGGAGGAGACUCUCCAUCUUGGGCCAAGAGCCACUGUCCCUUCAUGCUCUCAGAACUCCAGGAUGGGAAGAGCAAGAUUGUGCAGAAGGCAGCCCCAGAAGUCCAGGAGGAUGUGAAGACUUUCAAGACAGGAAACCACGUCUUUGGUUAUGAGCAAUUUUUCAGGGACAAGAUCAUGGAGAAGAAGCAGGACCACACCUACCGUGUGUUCAAGACUGUGAAUCGCUGGGCUGAUGCAUACCCCUUUGCCCAACACUUCCCUGAAACAUCUGUGUCUGCAAAGGAUGUGUCUGUCUGGUGCAGUAAUGACUACCUAGGCAUGAGCAGGCACCCUCGGGUCUUGCAAGCCACACAGGAGACCCUGCAGCGUCAUGGAGCUGGAGCUGGUGGUACCCGCAAUAUCUCAGGUACCAGUAAAUUUCAUGUGGAGCUGGAGCAGGAGCUGGCUGAGCUGCACCAGAAGGAUUCAGCCCUGCUCUUCUCCUCCUGCUUUGUGGCAAAUGAUUCUACUCUUUUCACCUUGGCCAAGAUCCUGCCAGGGUGUGAGAUUUACUCAGAUGCAGGCAACCAUGCUUCAAUGAUCCAAGGUAUCCGCAACAGUGGAGCAGCCAAGUUUGUCUUCAGGCACAAUGACCCUGACCACCUGAAGAGACUUCUAAAUAAGUCCAACUCUGAGACACCCAAAAUUGUGGCCUUUGAGACUGUUCACUCCAUGGAUGGUGCCAUCUGUCCCCUCGAGGAGUUGUGUGAUGUGGCCCACCAGUAUGGAGCUCUAACCUUUGUGGAUGAGGUUCAUGCUGUAGGACUGUAUGGUUCCCGGGGCGCUGGCAUUGGGGAACGUGAUGGAAUUAUGCACAAAAUUGACAUCAUUUCUGGAACUCUUGGCAAGGCCUUUGGCUGUGUGGGUGGUUACAUCGCCAGCACCCGUGACUUGGUGGACAUGGUGCGUUCCUAUGCUGCUGGCUUCAUCUUCACCACUUCACUGCCUCCCAUGGUGCUAUCUGGGGCUCUGGAAUCUGUGCGGCUGCUCAAGGGAGAGGAGGGCCAAGCCCUGAGGCGGGCCCACCAGCGCAAUGUCAAACACAUGCGCCAGCUACUAAUGGACAGGGGCUUUCCUGUUAUCCCCUGUCCCAGCCACAUCAUACCCAUCCGGGUGGGUGAUGCAGCACUGAACAGCAAGAUCUGUGAUCUCCUGCUCUCCAAGCAUAGCAUCUAUGUGCAAGCCAUCAACUACCCAACUGUCCCCCGGGGUGAGGAGCUGCUGCGCCUGGCACCCUCCCCCCAUCAUAGCCCUCAGAUGAUGGAAGACUUUGUGGAGAAGCUGCUGGCAGCCUGGACUGAGGUGGGGCUGCCCCUUCAGGAUGUGUCUGUGACUGCCUGCAAUUUCUGUCACCGUCCUGUGCACUUCGAGCUCAUGAGUGAGUGGGAACGCUCCUACUUCGGGAACAUGGGCCCCCAGUAUGUCACCACCUAUGCAUGAGAAGCCAGCUGCCUCAGAACCCCACCCUAUCUGCAUUCCACUCGGGGCUGGGCCUCUUCCUGUCCUCUGCUUUGUUGUGUGCCUCUGGCUGACUUGAGUCUGAAAACAAAUAAAGAGCAAACUGCA